Messenger RNA from Hevea brasiliensis (rubber tree), 2176 nucleotides. Its product is annotated as RNA polymerase sigma factor sigB-like. The record is from RefSeq and is a predicted model, not a curated record. Gene Ontology annotation, molecular function: DNA-binding transcription factor activity. The coding region runs from base 233 to 1975 and encodes 580 amino acids. Gene Ontology annotation, biological process: regulation of DNA-templated transcription; DNA-templated transcription initiation. The transcript is spliced from 7 exons. Lineage: Eukaryota; Viridiplantae; Streptophyta; Magnoliopsida; Malpighiales; Euphorbiaceae.
CCGCAGGCAGGCAGGCCUCGCUCCCCUUAUCCGUUUAUAUCACCACAAUACCAGCGAUUAGCAUAGCACCUCUCUCUUUCUUUUUAUCUAUCUAUCUCUUUGAAGUCUUUGAAGCUUUGAACUUUCAGUGUCUUCCAUAACUGAUAUGGCCCUUUUAUGGAUUUUAGAGUUUAUAGAGUGAUUUGAAUGAAAAAGAAACGAAUAGUUAGUUCAUUAGCACAAGAAGUGGAGUAUGUCUUGUCUUCUGCCGCAGUUUAAGUGCCAACCAGACACUCUCUCUAUACAUUUCAAAACUCACUACAUUCAAAGUUCCAACUUUAGCCAAUCUCCAGCAAGGAAUAGAGAGUCAAUCUGUUUCCGAGCACAAUGCAUUUUAUCCACCACAUCACGAACAUCCAGUGCGGUGCUUGAUCUGGAGAAGCUGAGAUUACCUUCUUUUGAAUCGCAUUCAGAUUCAGUUGCUGCAAACUGUCCAUGGACAUAUGUAGGGGCAAUUGGUCCUCCCAAAGAGGCAACCUUUGGAUCGACUCUAGCUACAGAAACACUUAUUACAAGUGAUGAGGCUGUAAUUGCUGCAGCUGCUGCUGAAGCAGUUGCUCUUGCAAGAGCUGCUGUCAAGUGUGCAAAGGAUGCAGCCCUUCUGGUUAAAAGUUUCCCUUGUGCAGAAACUGAAAGUAAACUUGCAACUCUUCCAUCCACAGCUGAUGCCUUUUCACCUAGAUGGCCUCAGUUUACAGAAACAGAACGAGCUUGUAUUCUAGGAGAUUCUGUGGCAGCUGAAACUGGACAAAGAGAAGAAUAUUCCAUGCAAUAUCCCAUCAAAGAAUCCGAUGAUUUAGAGCCAACUCAUGAAGAGAUUGAACUUCUGCAGAAACAACUUUCAGAGGGUAUUGCUGUGAGAUCAAGGCGCCAAACAGAAAGAAAAGCGAGACGAGCAAGAGCAGCUCAAAAGGCUGCAGCAAAUGUCAUGUCUGUGAAGUCUGGUUCUACCAGCAAGAAAAAGCGCUCUUCUUUGCAAGAUGUGGACUACUCUGAUCCAUUGCGUUACUUGAGAGGAACGACAAGCACUUCCAGGCUUCUAACUGCUUCUGAAGAAUUGGAAUUGUCUGAAGGAAUACAGGACCUACUGAAACUUGAAGGGCUCCAGGAGGAGCUUGCAGAGCGGUGUGGAGGUGAGCCCACCUUUGCACAGUGGGCUGCUGCUGCAGGAGUAGAUCAGAAAACAUUAAGGAAGCGCUUAAACCAUGGUAUAUUUUGCAAAGACAAAAUGAUUAAAUCCAACAUACGGCUUGUUAUUUCAAUUGCAAAAAAUUAUCAGGGAGCUGGGAUGAAUCUCCAAGAUCUUGUUCAGGAAGGAUGCCGGGGUCUUGUAAAAGGUGCAGAGAAGUUUGAUGCUUCAAAAGGUUUCAAAUUCUCAACCUAUGCUCAUUGGUGGAUUAAACAGGCAGUCCGCAAGUCUCUCUCUGAUCAAUCAAGGACAAUACGCUUACCGUUUCACAUGGUGGAAGCAACUUACAGAGUGAAGGAGGCUAGAAAGCAAUUAUACAGUGAAAAUGGAAGACAUCCUGAUGAUGAAGAAGUUGCCGAGGCAGCUGGGCUUUCAAUGAAAAGGCUUAGUGCUGUACUACUCACUCCAAAAGCUCCAAGGUCCCUUGACCAGAAGAUUGGGAUUAACAUGGAUCUCAAACCUUCGGAAGUAAUUGCUGAUCCCGAUGCAGAAACAGCGGAAGAUCAACUAAUGAAGCAAUUUAUGAAGAAGGACUUGGAGAAGGUGCUGGACAGUCUCAAUCCAAGAGAGAAUCAGGUCAUCCAAUGGAGAUUUGGAUUGGAGGAUGGGAGGAUGAAAACAUUGCAAGAGAUUGGAGAGAUGUUGGGUGUGAGCAGAGAGAGAAUUCGGCAAAUUGAGUCGAGUGCAUUUCGAAAACUAACGAAUAAGAAGAGGGUCAAACAAUUGAUGCAGUAUUUAGUUUCAUAAGCUAAGUUAUCUGGGAACUAUAUUGCUGAAGAUCCAGCUACCUAUGCCUGAGGCUGUUAUGUUUCAUCUGUAUUUAUUUCUUCAUUUUUCUUUUUCCAGCAAUUGAAGUGUCUAUUCUGUAUUCUUCUUCAGAAUUUUAGAGAAGAAUAGUUGUGCAUAGGAACAAAAUUUUUGAAUUAAGCAUUUUUCCCAUUUUCUCAA